AUGGAGCCCCUCAGGAGACACGCGGCGGAGGGCAGCAGCCUACUGAGUGACAUCCUUCGCUGCCGCUUCUCCCAACGGAUGAACUACUUCAGGGAAUGGGUCACGGGCCCUCAAGCGAACGACCUGAGAGUCAAGGCAAUAUGUGAGGUGUACCCGAGCCUGUGUGAGGAUCCUGCCUACACCGAGGCGGUGUGUCGGGCCGCCUGCGCUAAUGUGGUGAAGGUGGCAACAGCGGAACUAGGGGUGGCGACGCCCCUCCUGCAGGAUCCCAGCCUGCAGGUGAAGGUGAUCCACCUAGUGCGCGACCCCCGGGCCCUCCUCGCCUCCAGGUACGAGGUGGAGCUCGGGAAGAUCAUCAGUAAGGUAGACGGCACGUUCUUCACGCCGGAAGACAAGAACGCCACGACCGUCUGCCGCAGGUACCGGCAGGACCUGGCCGCUGCUCGCUCCCUGCGCCGCCAGUACCCUCACAGGUACAUGUUGGUGAGGUACGAGGACCUGGCCUUGGACCCCCUGCGACAGGUGCGGGCCCUCUACGCCUUCGUAGACCUCCCCUACACCGUCCGCGUCGCCCACGCCGUCGCCAAACACACUCUCGGACUCUUCGUCUAUUAUUACCAAGUAGAUCCUUACUCGACCUUCAAGAAUUCAACGGCGACGGUGUUCGAGUGGCGGACACGUCUUGCCUUCGAGGAGGUGGAGAGGGUCCAGGAGGAGUGUGCGGACAUCCUGCAAGCUUAUGGCUACCACAGCUACCAUUCCCGCCUCCAGUAUGACGACCCGCGGACCUCUCCCUUACUCUCCCUGACCCCUGAAAUGUGGAGCCCUGAAACCACCUCCUCGUCCAGUGAUUAG
Messenger RNA from Procambarus clarkii (red swamp crayfish), 855 nucleotides. RefSeq names its product carbohydrate sulfotransferase 6-like. Lineage: Eukaryota; Metazoa; Arthropoda; Malacostraca; Decapoda; Cambaridae. The record is from RefSeq and is a predicted model, not a curated record. Gene Ontology annotation, biological process: N-acetylglucosamine metabolic process; sulfur compound metabolic process. Gene Ontology annotation, molecular function: N-acetylglucosamine 6-O-sulfotransferase activity.